Molecule: messenger RNA, 7004 nt
Organism: Tupaia belangeri chinensis (Chinese tree shrew)
Lineage: Eukaryota; Metazoa; Chordata; Mammalia; Scandentia; Tupaiidae
Gene: CSF2RB
Product: colony stimulating factor 2 receptor subunit beta
Exons: 16
Coding region: 310-3084 (924 amino acids)
Biological process (GO): cytokine-mediated signaling pathway; immunoglobulin mediated immune response
Cellular component (GO): external side of plasma membrane; membrane
Molecular function (GO): protein binding; cytokine receptor activity
Source: RefSeq, a predicted model, not a curated record
AUUUUACAGACGUGAACCACAGUGCCCCAUCCUGCUGGCCUGGGUACUUCCCAGGCCGGACAGAAUGAAAACGAGGAAAUCCCCAGCCUCGGGGGAGAAAAGGGAACUGGCUUGCAGGGCUGUGGUGGGAGGAGUGACGGCCAAGGGGGCAAGUCCAGGAGAGGUGAGUCACAAGAGCUGGUGACAUGGGAUUGGCCUGGCCCCCUGCUGGACAGGAACACAAGAUUCCUGGGCACUGAAGACCCUGGCCCUGCCCACAGCCAGAACCCACCUGUGCGGGCCACCUGCUUGCCCAGAGCUGACCAGGAGAUGGCGCUGAACCCCAGGUUGCUCCCUCUGGUCCUACUGACUCUGUACUGGGAGCGCAGCCUGGCAGGGACAGAAGAUACUGUUCCACUGCAGACCCUGCGCUGUCACAAUGACUACACCAGCCGCAUCGUCUGCAGGUGGGCGGACACUCAGGCUGCCCAGCGCCUCAUCAAUGUGACCCUCUAUCGCCGGCUGAAUGAGAGGUCAUGUCAUAUACAAGUAUUCACUGCCAGACCCCAGCCCAAGACAAAGCCUGGCGCACGCGACCCUCUGGUGCCGGUGUCCUGCGAGCUCAGUGCUGGCAUGCCCGGGUCCGAAUGCCCACUUCCUGACUGCGUGCCGAGGAGAUGCGUCAUUCCCUACAAGUCCUUCGUCCUUGCCGACGACGACUACUUCUCGUUCCAGCCAGACCGGCCUCUGCGCGCCCAGCUCACUGUUACUCUGACCCAGCAUGUCCAGCCGCCCCCGCCCGAGGACCUCCAGAUCAGUGCCACCGGAGACCAGUUCCUGCUGACCUGGAGUGUGGCUCUGGGGGACCCCCAGGCCCACUGGCUGUCCCCAGGGGACCUGGAGUUUGAGGUGCUCUACAGACGGCUCCACGACUCAUGGGAGGACGCCACCACCAUCUACUCCAACUCCUCCCAGGCAGUCCUAGGACCGGAGCACCUCAUGCCCCACAGCACCUACGUGGCCCGAGUGCGGACCCGGCUGGCCCCGGGCUCAGAGUUCUCAGGGAAGCCCAGCAAGUGGAGCCCAGAGCUGAGCUGGGACUCCCAGCCAGGGGACGCCGCCCAGCCCCAGAACCUGCAGUGCUUCUUCAACGGGGUCGACGCACUCAGCUGCUCCUGGGAGGUGAGGUCGGAGGUGACCAGCUCAGUCUCCUUCGGCCUCUCCUACACGUCCAGUGCCAAUGCAGGCUCAGCUGUGCUCCUCAGGGAGGAAGAAUGCUCCCCAGUGUGGAAGGAGGAAGUCAGCAGCCGCUACACCCGGUACCGAUGCCAGAUCCCAGUGCCUGACCCCGAGACCCACGGCCAGUACUCCGUCUCUGUUCAGCCACGGAGGGAAGAGAAGAUGAUAAGGAGCUGGAUGAACAUCCAGAUGGCCCGACCAACCCUCAACGUGACCAAGGAUGGAGACGGCUACAGCUUGCGCUGGGACAAGGCCAAGAUGCAGUACAGUCACAUACGCCACACCUUCGAGGUCCAGUACAGGAAGGAUGCAGACUCGUGGGAGGACAGCAAGACAGUGAGCCUGCGGGACGGCCACACCAUGGCCCUGCCGGCCCUGGAGCCCUCCACCAAGUACUGGGCCAGGGUGAGGGUUAGGCCCACCCCCAACGACUACAACGGGAUCUGGAGUGAGUGGAGUGAGGAGUGCACCUGGACCACAGAGUGGGUGCUGCCCCGGUGGGUGCUGGCCCUCAUUCUCGUCCUCGUCACCCUGGCCUCGCUGCUGGCCCUGCGCUUCUGCGGCACCUACGGGUACAGGCUGAACCAGAAGUGGAAGGAGAAAAUCCCCAACCCCAGCAAGAGCCACCUGUUCCAGGAUGGGGCUGUGCGGCUUAGGCCUCCAGACAGCACACCGGCCUUGGCUGGCAGAAGCACCCCACCCUGGGGCCCAUGGAAUGGCCACUUCCCUGAGCCAGAGGGGAUCUUCCCCGUCAGCUUCGGGGACAGCGAGGUGUCACCUCUCACCACUGAGGACCCUAAAGUUGCCUAUGAUCUACCCCCUGGGCCUGACACGCCUCCAGCCAUCUCAGUCCUGGCCACGCAGCAGCCCUCUAGCUCCCAGGAAGGCCUGCGGGCCCCUUCAGACCAGCCCGAGACCCAGGCUUCCAGCUUUGACUUCAAUGGCCCCUACCUGGGGCCGCCCCACAGCCGCUCCCUGCCUGACCUCGUGGGCCAGCCCACGCCCCCACGGGAGGCUGCUGCCCCGACACCUCCAGCAGGGUCCCUAGAGUACCUGUGUCUGCCAGCUGGGGAGCAGGUGCAGCUGGUCCCCCUGGCCCAGGCGACAGGGCAGACCCAGGCCACCAAUGUGGAGGGCAGGCCAAGUCCGGGGGCCCAGGGGAGCCCCUCACUGGCAUCUGAGGGAAGCCUGGCUCCUCUUGCACCUGGGGCCAUGGAGGGUGGUCAGAGACCGAAGGACAGCCCGGAGACUCUGCCCCUAGACCCUGGACACCCUGAGGACGGGAUCGUGGCCUCUGGUUAUGUCACCACCACAGACCUGGCACUGACCAUGAACUCAGGGGCCCCAUCUGUUUCCCUGACUCCCCACCCAGGCCUACCCUCAGAGCAAAACCCCAGCCUCUGCCCUGGCCUGGACAGCGGGCCCCCUGGAGCCCUGCCCUCCUUGAAGCCAGAUUUGGGGGGCUAUAUGGAACUCCCUCCAACCAUGAUCCAACCCCCCACAUCCCCUCUGGGCAGCCCUGCCCCUCCUGCAAACAGCAGCCCUGUCCUUAGGCCCGGGGAGCCCCAGGCAGAUGUGGUCCCAGCCUCCCCGCACCCUGAGGGGCUCCUGGUCCUGCAGCAGGUGGGUGACUACUGCUUCCUCCCCAGCCUGGGACCCGGCCCUCUCUCACCCCGGAGUAAACCCUCAUCCCCGAGCUACUGUCCUGAGAUUGGGGACCUUGAGCACGGGGACACUCAGGCCAAGAAGCCCCCAUGCCAAGCCAGGCCCCAGCUGCCGGCCAUUCAGCUCUUCAAAGCCCUGAAGCAGCAGGACUACCUGUCCCUGCCCCCUUGGGAUGUCAGCCGGCCUGGGGAGGUGUGCUGAGACCCCCGGGGCUGGGGAGGCCGGGGAGAGAAGGCCCACCUCGCUGCCUUCCACCAGCCCCCACCCCGUCGGUCACCUCUGCAAAGCCGGGCUAGGGCGGCUUCCAGAGUUAGAUGGAGGCUGGGAGAGUGGGUCAGCUCUCCGCUGAGCCCUGACCUUCAGCAGAUGGCUUCUCUCCGCGUGUCCCUUCCUUCCUUUCCCUCCCCUUCCCUUCCUUCUGUCUCAGUUACGUGCACACGCACACACGUGUACACACACAUGUUUUUCUUUCAAGUUAAUUUAUUCUUGGGUUCUGAAGUUUACGAGCUUUCCGAACAUCAUCAUCCCAGCGGCUCUUCCUGUCCCUGUUUACCGGGGUUCCUGGCCUUCGCCGUAGUCCUUUCUUCACCGAUUCAUUGUUAGAGGGAGGUGGGGGACAGAGCUGUGCCUGUCCUGAGCCCGAGGCGCCUCUGGUUGUGUCUGAGGACUCGUGCUGCCGGCACAGGUGAUCACAGACCAGUGUCACCCCAAGACACGGGCACAGGAGGGGUAUGAGCAAGGGCAGGGCGUGGGGGGCUGGGAGCCCCGCUGGGUCUUAGAGGUGACUGUCAUCAUGGCGAGAUGUCACCGAUCUGGGCGAUGCUGGAUAAUGACCAAAGCGAAAGCCAGAACAGCGGGCGAUCGGGGGUGAGGAGUCUGGAACCCACAGGGCUGUCAGAAAGCUGGGGCGAUCGGGGGUGAGGAGUCUGCAACCCACAGUGCUGUCAGAAGGCUGGGGCGAUCGGGGGUGAGGAGUCUGCAACCCACAGUGCUGUCAGAAGGCUGGGGCGAUCGGGGGUGAGGAGUCUGCAACCCACAGUGCUGUCAGAAGGCUGGGGCGAUCGGGGGUGAGGAGUCUGCAACCCACAGUGCUGUCAGAAGGCUGGGGCGAUCGGGGGUGAGGAGUCUGCAACCCACAGUGCUGUCAGAAGGCUGGGGCGAUCGGGGGUGAGGAGUCUGCAACCCACAGUGCUGUCAGAAGGCUGGGGCGAUCGGGGGUGAGGAGUCUGCAACCCACAGUGCUGUCAGAAGGCUGGGGCGAUCGGGGGUGAGGAGUCUGCAACCCACAGUGCUGUCAGAAGGCUGGGGCGAUCGGGGGUGAGGAGUCUGCAACCCACAGUGCUGUCAGAAGGCUGGGGCGAUCGGGGGUGAGGAGUCUGCAACCCACAGUGCUGUCAGAAGGCUGGGGCGAUCGGGGGUGAGGAGUCUGCAACCCACAGUGCUGUCAGAAGGCUGGGGCGAUCGGGGGUGAGGAGUCUGCAACCCACAGUGCUGUCAGAAGGCUGGGGCGAUCGGGGGUGAGGAGUCUGCAACCCACAGUGCUGUCAGAAGGCUGGGGCGAUCGGGGGUGAGGAGUCUGCAACCCACAGUGCUGUCAGAAGGCUGGGGCGAUCGGGGGUGAGGAGUCUGCAACCCACAGUGCUGUCAGAAGGCUGGGGCGAUCGGGGGUGAGGAGUCUGCAACCCACAGUGCUGUCAGAAGGCUGGGGCGAUCGGGGGUGAGGAGUCUGCAACCCACAGUGCUGUCAGAAGGCUGGGGCGAUCGGGGGUGAGGAGUCUGCAACCCACAGUGCUGUCAGAAGGCUGGGGCGAUCGGGGGUGAGGAGUCUGCAACCCACAGUGCUGUCAGAAGGCUGGGGCGAUCGGGGGUGAGGAGUCUGCAACCCACAGUGCUGUCAGAAGGCUGGGGCGAUCGGGGGUGAGGAGUCUGCAACCCACAGUGCUGUCAGAAGGCUGGGGCGAUCGGGGGUGAGGAGUCUGCAACCCACAGUGCUGUCAGAAGGCUGGGGCGAUCGGGGGUGAGGAGUCUGCAACCCACAGUGCUGUCAGAAGGCUGGGGCGAUCGGGGGUGAGGAGUCUGCAACCCACAGUGCUGUCAGAAGGCUGGGGCGAUCGGGGGUGAGGAGUCUGCAACCCACAGUGCUGUCAGAAGGCUGGGGCGAUCGGGGGUGAGGAGUCUGCAACCCACAGUGCUGUCAGAAGGCUGGGGCGAUCGGGGGUGAGGAGUCUGCAACCCACAGUGCUGUCAGAAGGCUGGGGCGAUCGGGGGUGAGGAGUCUGCAACCCACAGUGCUGUCAGAAGGCUGGGGCGAUCGGGGGUGAGGAGUCUGCAACCCACAGUGCUGUCAGAAGGCUGGGGCGAUCGGGGGUGAGGAGUCUGCAACCCACAGUGCUGUCAGAAGGCUGGGGCGAUCGGGGGUGAGGAGUCUGCAACCCACAGUGCUGUCAGAAGGCUGGGGCGAUCGGGGGUGAGGAGUCUGCAACCCACAGUGCUGUCAGAAGGCUGGGGCGAUCGGGGGUGAGGAGUCUGCAACCCACAGUGCUGUCAGAAGGCUGGGGCGAUCGGGGGUGAGGAGUCUGCAACCCACAGUGCUGUCAGAAGGCUGGGGCGAUCGGGGGUGAGGAGUCUGCAACCCACAGUGCUGUCAGAAGGCUGGGGCGAUCGGGGGUGAGGAGUCUGCAACCCACAGUGCUGUCAGAAGGCUGGGGCGAUCGGGGGUGAGGAGUCUGCAACCCACAGUGCUGUCAGAAGGCUGGGGCGAUCGGGGGUGAGGAGUCUGCAACCCACAGUGCUGUCAGAAGGCUGGGGCGAUCGGGGGUGAGGAGUCUGCAACCCACAGUGCUGUCAGAAGGCUGGGGCGAUCGGGGGUGAGGAGUCUGCAACCCACAGUGCUGUCAGAAGGCUGGGGCGAUCGGGGGUGAGGAGUCUGCAACCCACAGUGCUGUCAGAAGGCUGGGGCGAUCGGGGGUGAGGAGUCUGCAACCCACAGUGCUGUCAGAAGGCUGGGGCGAUCGGGGGUGAGGAGUCUGCAACCCACAGUGCUGUCAGAAGGCUGGGGCGAUCGGGGGUGAGGAGUCUGCAACCCACAGUGCUGUCAGAAGGCUGGGGCGAUCGGGGGUGAGGAGUCUGCAACCCACAGUGCUGUCAGAAGGCUGGGGCGAUCGGGGGUGAGGAGUCUGCAACCCACAGUGCUGUCAGAAGGCUGGGGCGAUCGGGGGUGAGGAGUCUGCAACCCACAGUGCUGUCAGAAGGCUGGGGCGAUCGGGGGUGAGGAGUCUGCAACCCACAGUGCUGUCAGAAGGCUGGGGCGAUCGGGGGUGAGGAGUCUGCAACCCACAGUGCUGUCAGAAGGCUGGGGCGAUCGGGGGUGAGGAGUCUGCAACCCACAGUGCUGUCAGAAGGCUGGGGCGAUCGGGGGUGAGGAGUCUGCAACCCACAGUGCUGUCAGAAGGCUGGGGCGAUCGGGGGUGAGGAGUCUGCAACCCACAGUGCUGUCAGAAAGCUGGGGCGAUCGGGAGUGAGGAGUCUGGAACCCACAGUGCUGUCAAAAAGCUGGGAGAGACCACUUGACAAGGGACAAAGGGAAAGUGACCGAAGGGCAUCUAUGCCUUAGGGCUUUUAGAUCAAAUGACCCAGCUGCUCUCCACCCCCUCCCACUCACCACCCCCCAGGCAGACCCCUGCCUCCCGCUGCCAUGGGCCACCCCUGAAGACCUGCUGGUCCAUGUCCGGGCCUACGCUGGGGUUGUGGUUCUUUUCAGUCUCUGCCUUCUUGAUACCCAACUCUGAAAAACAAUGGCAUUAAGUCGCGUUCGUUUGCAUUACUCGUUGAAGACCACGUUUGCACACAUGUUCACACGUAUCUUGGGCAUUGGUAUUUCUUACUGGGUCAGCCCAGGCGUGCUGUGUGUCUUCAGCGUUCGCUUUCCUGAGGAAGUUCUUGAAGCUGUUUCCACACGGCCUUUCGUGGGUGGGGCCUGUUUUCUCCUUUCCUUUGUAUCCACAGUUUGACGCAAUCUUGCACACCAGGACUUUUGGUGCAAAAUUUACACCUCUGUGCUGUCAAAGCCUCCACUUGGGGUGCCAAAUCAUAAAGCCUUCGCCCCUGCCGGGUUGUCUGCA